Messenger RNA from Oncorhynchus kisutch (coho salmon), 444 nucleotides. Its product is annotated as caveolin-2-like. Gene Ontology annotation, cellular component: caveola; sarcolemma; focal adhesion. NCBI's taxonomy places the organism in Eukaryota, Metazoa, Chordata, Actinopteri, Salmoniformes, Salmonidae. Gene Ontology annotation, molecular function: molecular adaptor activity. The transcript is spliced from 4 exons. Bases 1 to 444 code for a protein of 147 amino acids. The record is from RefSeq and is a predicted model, not a curated record. Gene Ontology annotation, biological process: regulation of cytosolic calcium ion concentration; caveola assembly; cell differentiation.
AUGGAACUCAGAAAUGACUCUGUCUCACUCUCCAUCUCUAUCCACAGUUACACCAGGCCUCUGGUGAAGGACAGGGACCCAAGGGGAGUCAACAAGUGUCUAAAGGUGACCUUUGAAGACGUGAUAGCUGAGCCCCCCUCGGUGCGGAGCUUCAAUAAUGUGUGGCUGUGGAGCCACGCCCUGUUUGAAGUGUCCCGUCUCUGGUGCUACCUGCUCAUCUCCAUCCUCCUGGCCGUGCCCGUCUCUCUGGUAGCAGGGAUCCUCUUCGCUGUCCUCAGCUGCCUACACAUCUGGCUGAUCAUGCCCUGUAUGCACCUCUUCCUGAUCAACAUGCACUGGGUUCAGACUGUGUUGAAUAGUGUGUUAAACAUCGCCAUCACUCCCUUCUUUAAGAGUAUGAGACAGUGCUGUGGUAGCAGCAACGUCCGACUACUACUCCACUAG